Molecule: messenger RNA, 1039 nt
Organism: Coniophora puteana RWD-64-598 SS2
Lineage: Eukaryota; Fungi; Basidiomycota; Agaricomycetes; Boletales; Coniophoraceae
Product: vacuolar ATP synthase subunit D
Exons: 4
Coding region: 65-808 (247 amino acids)
Biological process (GO): vacuolar acidification
Cellular component (GO): vacuolar proton-transporting V-type ATPase complex; fungal-type vacuole membrane
Molecular function (GO): proton-transporting ATPase activity, rotational mechanism
Source: RefSeq, a predicted model, not a curated record
UUCACGUCUACUACCACUUGUGGGCCCAACCAGUCCUCCAGUCUAAUAGGACAUUACCUCUACGAUGUCCGGUACUGGUCCUCGCGAAAAUGUCUUCGCUACGCGCAUGGCGUUGACCAACAUGAAACUUCGCUUGAAAGGAGCAGAGACAGGCCACUCCCUCCUUGCUAAGAAGCGCGACGCGCUCACAACGAGGUUUAGGGCGAUUCUGAAGAAAGUGGACGAGGCUAAGCGGAAGAUGGGUCGGGUGAUGCAACUCGCUUCAUUCUCAAUGGCGGAAGUUACCUAUGCCACGGGAGACAUAUCCUACCUCGUGCAGGAGCAAGCAAAGCUGGCCACGUUUCGUGUCAAAGCUAAGCAGGAGAAUGUAUCUGGGGUCCUCCUUCCUGCAUUUGAGGUCGAUCGGGUUUCUGGCUCAGAUUUCAAUUUGACGGGUCUCGGUCGUGGCGGACAACAAGUAUUACGGGCGAGGGAAGUAUAUGCAAAAGCUAUUGAGACUCUCGUCGAGCUUGCAUCCCUUCAAACCGCUUUUACCAUCCUUGACGAAGUUAUAAGAGCCACGAACCGCCGCGUCAAUGCCAUUGAACAUGUCAUUAUUCCGAAACUCGACAACACAAUCAAGUAUAUCCUCAGCGAACUAGAUGAGAUGGACAGAGAGGAGUUCUUCAGGCUGAAGAAGGUGCAAGGCAAGAAGAAGCGAGAUGCAGGCGCUGCAGAACAAAGUCGACAAGAGACGGAACAGCCAGUCGAAGAUGUAGAGGGUGUCGGCGACUUGCUCAGCAGUAAAGACGACGAUGUCAUUUUCUGAUAGGUCAAUUGGGGGUCGCCAUGCUUAAAUACGUUUGAUCGGGAGCUUGUCCUUCCUUACUAUAGCCUCAACGAUCAUUUUCAAUGCCACCGUCAUGUUGGUAGGUGGAAAUCAUGGUGCAUAUCAUGACGUAACGAGUGCAUGUACAUACGCAGGUUUUGGCCCCGUGUUCUCGAAAGAACAGAUAAACGAAGAGCGUCAGAAGGCUAUUACUAUAAAAACAAGAUAACC